AUGGCCACCAUUUCUGGAGCUUCCCCACGCCGAGACGUCCUAUCGGGUUCCAUGUCACCCGAGACUCCUUACGAUGGCCCCGGAUUCAAAUCUGAGUUACCCUUCUCAUCUCACCUAUUGUCAAGGACAAAUGUGGCAGGCUGCUCGAUCCCGUCUUCCUUGUGCUUCAGCCUGGCGUCCGAGGUCCAUUUACUGGUUGACUGCCGAUUAGCUUCCGUUGAUUUUUGCAAUGUCUUAGCCAAUCAUUUUAUUCGGACUAGAACAAUAUUCUACUACAACGAGGCGGCGCAAGCCAAGUUCCAGCAAGAGAAGCCUUGGGCCAAUGAUCCUCACUACUUCAAGCGCGUUAAGAUCUCUGCUCUCGCGUUCCUCAAGAUGGUAGUCCACGCGCGAUCUGGUGGUACCAUAGAGGUGAUGGGUCUAAUGCAAGGGAAGACUGACGGCGACGCCAUCAUUGUCAUGGACGCCUUUGCUUUGCCUGUUGAAGGGACUGAGACUAGGGUUAACGCUCAAGCGGAUGCCUACGAGUAUAUGGUCGACUAUUCCCAGACCAACAAACAGGCUGGUCGUUUGGAAAAUGUUGUUGGAUGGUACCAUUCUCAUCCCGGGUAUGGGUGCUGGCUAUCUGGUAUUGAUGUUUCAACCCAAAUGCUGAAUCAACAGUUUCAAGAGCCCUUCCUGGCAGUUGUAAUCGAUCCAACAAGGACUGUUUCAGCUGGAAAAGUUGAGAUUGGAGCUUUCAGGACAUACCGUGAAGGAUAUACGCCUCCCGAUGACCCCAUCGCUGAAUAUCAGACAAUUCCUCUCAAUAAGAUCGAAGACUUUGGUGUGCACUGCAAACAGUACUAUCCAUUGGAUAUAACUUAUUUCAAGUCCUCUCUUGAUUGUCACCUCCUGGAUCUGUUAUGGAAUAAGUACUGGGUAAACACCCUUUCUUCUUCGCCUCUCUUAGGUAAUGGAGAUUAUGUUGCAGGGCAAAUUUCGGAUUUAGCUGAAAAGCUGGAGCAACCAGAAAACCAAUUGGCUCACUCUUGCAUCGGCCCACUAGGACCCCCUCGAAAGAAGUUGCAGGAAGAAUCUCAGCUGGCUAAGAUUACUAGAGAUAGUGCAAAGAUAACUUUGGAGCGAGUCCAUGGUUUAAUGUCACAGGUCAUCAAGAACAUUCUUUUCAACUCCGUACGGCAGUCAAACAAGUCCCAUGGUUGAAAGACCAGUUUUUGCAAGAAGGAAAUACGUAUAUACGGGAUUCCUUGGGGUGGGAGGUUCACCAUUGAUCCGUUGCAAACUAAGCUUUUUGCCAAAUUCUGUGUUAAUUUAUGCAUGUUUGUUGAAGAGGUCUUAGUACGGCAUUGAAUUCAAGUAGUAGCUUAAAACAUCGGUUUC
Molecule: messenger RNA, 1383 nt
Organism: Hibiscus syriacus
Lineage: Eukaryota; Viridiplantae; Streptophyta; Magnoliopsida; Malvales; Malvaceae
Product: COP9 signalosome complex subunit 5b-like
Exons: 8
Coding region: 1-1206 (401 amino acids)
Biological process (GO): protein deneddylation
Cellular component (GO): COP9 signalosome; cytoplasm
Molecular function (GO): protein binding; metallopeptidase activity; deNEDDylase activity
Source: RefSeq, a predicted model, not a curated record